AUGAGCCGCGAAGCUGCCCUUGCCGGCGGGGUUGCUGGCGGCGUGGAGUCAGUCGUGGUACAGCCGCUCGAAAUGAUAAAGACGAGGUUCCAGCUCAGCAAGGCCGCGAAUCCAACGAUGUCGCAGGCCUUCCGACAGUGCUAUGCAGAGGGCGGCUGGCCGCGCUUCUAUCGAGGGCUACUGCCAGAAAUGGUUGGCAACGUGCCCACCCGGACAGCUAUGUUUGCGGGCAAAGACUUCUCGUCGAGGCUCUUGGAAGCCAAUGGCUACCAGCGGUCUUGUGCUAGAGAAGGCGUGGCCGGUUUCUGCUCCGGGCUUCCAGAAGCACUUGUGACAACGCCGUUUCAAGUUGUCAAAGUUCGCAUGCAGAGCAAGGAGCUGGUGCAGUUCUACCGCAACGACUUCGAUUGCCUGGUGAAAGUAUUAUCAGAUGAAGGUGCGAUGGCGCUCUUCACGGGAUUAUCCACAACUGUGAUUCGAAAUUGCGUUUGGAAUGGCAUCUAUUUCGGGGCCAUCGCAAAACUGUCCGACUGGAGUGGCCCUGGACCAGACGGAUUGGCGGGCGAAAUCCAGAACCUGGUUACCGGGCUUUGUGCUGGAAUUCUGGCAACGUUAUUUGAUGCUCCGCUUGACGUGGUGAAGAGCCGGAUCCAGGAAAGCAGACCUACAGCUCGCAGGACGCUGCCUGCAACACUACUUGAGCUCUCGCGAGAAGGAGGAAUUCCCGCAUUGUACAAGGGCUUUGUGCCCAAAGCUUGGAGGAUGGGGAUUGGAGGUGCAGUUGGCUUCGUGACCUUUGAGUUCGUGCACCGCGCCCUGACGAGAGCCAGACCAGCCUGA
Symbiodinium sp. CCMP2592 is the source of this 840-nucleotide messenger RNA. NCBI's taxonomy places the organism in Eukaryota, Dinophyceae, Suessiales, Symbiodiniaceae. The record is from the annotation of a GenBank genome assembly.